Paramecium sonneborni is the source of this 306-nucleotide messenger RNA. The record is from the annotation of a GenBank genome assembly. Lineage: Eukaryota; Ciliophora; Oligohymenophorea; Peniculida; Parameciidae.
AUGAAUAAAGAUAAAUCUUCUUUUCAAAAGCUUCCUGCAAUUGCAUAAUGCAGACUCUCUUUAAAAAACAUCAUGGCACUAGCUGAUCUUGAUUAAAAAUAAGUAAGUUUGAAUAUUAUAAAAUUAAAGUCAGUCAAUCACCACAGCUAUGUAUAACCACUUAGCGAAAGAAUUCCAAGAAAAAAUAUCAAAGUUCAUUCUUCCAUUUUGGAUUUUAAGUCAAACUAUAAAAGAAUGCUUACAAAUUCAAAAUAUGGCAUAAAUUAUAUGCAAAAAAAAGUCUUUUCUAAGCUUGAUCCUCUAUGA